AUGGAGGCCUUCAAGAAGAGGCGCAAGCAUGUGAUGCAGUUGGAAGCUGCUGCUCGGGACAUGUCCUAUAGGCACAGCGUCAUGGUCUUCGUGCCUUCGAAGAAGCUACGAGAGCUGGCGCAGCGUGGCACGGACGGCUGGAUGAGCUACGAGUACAGGAGGCUUGACGCGGUGGAGAUCCAGGAUCCGUCGUCGUGGCAGCCGCUGGACACCGUCUGCACCUUCGGGCACUACGGAAGCCUGUACAGCUUCGGACGCAACGUGCCGCAGCGCCUGAAGGUGGCAGAUAGCACGGAUGUGUCGCGGUUGAAUAACAACCGCAUGCGCCUCUUCGAGAAGCAGCAGAAGAAGUACAUGGAGAUCUUGGCAGACACCAACACUCCCAACAAGUGCUUUGGUUAUGCCAAGUUCCACCACCCCUCCGACAUGUCAUCGGAAGAGUGGCGGCCCGCCUUGAUCGACCGCUCCGAGACCGUCGGAACCAGCAAGCGCAAGUACAAAGUGUCCUAUGCCACUUUGAGCGCAAAGAGUCUCCGCAGAUUUGGGUUGCUGGCCCUCUAUUGUAUGAUCUUGACAGCUAAUGGCUUCGGCAUUGCCCUAAACCUUGCCGUAAAAGGGUGGUGCGAUCCGGGCUUGGUGGACGGCCCAAUGAACCCCACAGUGUUCCCAGGCUUCAGGCUGGGACGACAUGUUCUCAGAAUCAGCGGGCCACGCCCAUCUAAAGUUGCAGCUCAGGUUCCUAAAUCUGGAAGCCUCACACAUCACACGUUCUGCCCAAAGCCUUCGUGGUCCUAG
Molecule: messenger RNA, 795 nt
Organism: Symbiodinium natans
Lineage: Eukaryota; Dinophyceae; Suessiales; Symbiodiniaceae
Source: the annotation of a GenBank genome assembly